AUGAAAAAUGUAAGAGUUGAAAAAGGUAAAAGCGGUCUGUCUGCAAGUUCCAGUCGUUCCACCAGCCCGCUAGGGCAAGGAGCUAUCAGCUUCAUACCACGUGCGCCUGGAUCAUCAUCUGGAUCACGGCCUAAUUCGUCGUUAUUAGCUCCUGGUAGCAAAAUUCCAUCACAGUUCUCUCAAACGCAACAACAUGCUCCGACGUCUCACAAUGGAACGCCCACAAAACAGUCCAUGUUAGAUAAAUUAAAACUAUUUAAUAAAGAUAAAGUAGCAAGCGAAAAACAAAGUAGCAAAAGUACUGCAGUUUCGAAACGCACCAGUUCCUCAAGUGGAUUUUCUUCCGCUAAAAGUGAAAGAUCAGAUUCUAGUUUAAGUCUCAAUGAGUCUUCUAAUACUCCGAAUACACAUAUCAAAUCAUCUAAUUUAAUAGGACCUAAAACUAUUAGACAAAACGAUACAUUAUCAAGAGACAAAUCAGGCAAGAAUGUGAAAUCAAAACUUGUUAAUUCUAAAGGCACAAAAGAAGCUUCCUCUAGUAUAAAUAAAAGUAGCAUUAGAAGUAGCAGCAAUGACAAAACUAGCAAUAGUCCGAAGUUGCCAGCACGAGAUAAGGAAUCCAAAAUAGCGGCUCCAAAAUCGGUCAGUAAUACUAAAUUAAAUGUGAUCGAGGAUCAAACCAGAAGUUCUAAAUCUAAAAUAGAUUCGAAAAUGGUUAAACUGUCAGGUAGUCAAAUGAAACUUGCUGAAUCACGAUCAGAUACUGCAGAGGGUAAAUUCCAAGAUAAUAUAAAUGGUCAAUCUAAAAAUUUAAAUAAUCAGUCUCACUCACCGACUGGUCAGAAUCCUUCAGGGCCGAAUCAUACAGGUAUUCCAAAACCAACAGCUGCUGUUAAGGGUACUACUAAAAUAUCAAAAGAAGAUAGACAUAUCAUUCAUAAAAGCACCAAUAGUCAGUUAAGUCCGAUCCAGAGUAAUUCUAGUUUAAAUUCUACUAAUAAUGUUAGCAUUCAUCCAUUUUCAAGAGAACAAUCUAAUUUAAGUAAGGAAAUUACGCAAAAGCAAACAUUAGCUGUUUCCCCGAUGCCAAUGGUGAACGUGGGAACGCAAAAUUCUUCGUCACAAAUGUCCGAAAGCUCACAUUCAAAUUCUACACAUAGCACUACCGGCCAACAGUCCAAUUCAAGCGACGGUAGUGUAAUUUACCGCCCAUCCAGUGAAUCUGGAUCCGAAAUGUCGAGAACAAAUAAUAUAACUCCUAAUAAAAGAAUGGACAUGAAUGCUACUUAUAUUAACAAUGUGAUAAACGAGGCGGAGCUAUCGGAAAAAGAGGCUGCACAAAAGCGUCAUGAUAAUACAGGUCAUAAACAAUUUUUUGAUCAUAGUAGAACAUUGACUGAAUUUAGCAAAAAACAAGAGACUGAUAGUAGAUCAAGUACUCCUUCACAUUGCCGUGACAAUUCACUGGGGGAAGACGAAAAUCCCUUGAUGAACGUAAUGCCUAUGAGGCCGUUACUACGAGGUUACAACAGUCAUUUAACACUACCAAUGCGUACUUCUGGUUUAGCGCAGAAGAACAUACCUGGAUAUCCCCAUCACGCAAACACAGUCAAAGCAAAUUUUGGACGAGAAAAUAUGGGGUUGCGUGAACGUCUGAAUUACGGUCCAGCAUUUUCUAACCCUGAUUAUUGCGAUCUUGAUAUUGCUUCCGGUUAUAUGUCAGAUGGUGAUUGCUUGAGAAGAUUAAAUGUGAACGAAAUGGAUUGUGGUAGGAAUAAUGAUAUUAUGGAUGGAUAUAUGUCUGAAGGCGGAGCAUCGCUGUACGGUCGCAGAAUCAAUUAUCAGCAAGCUUCGCAGUUUCAACAACUUGAUGACAGACGCAACGGUCGUAACCGAGGCAUGGAGGGCAGCGGCGUUGUGUACCGGGUGGUAGGACGCGCACGCACUAAGGCAGACUGCGGUCAGCAGACUGAACGCCCACCGCGACAAGAUACCACGUGGAAGAAGUAUACCGACUCGCCUGGAGUCGGCGCACCGCCUAUGGUAUUUACAGCUUCAAUUGAUAAUUCAACUGUUUACUAA
Papilio polytes (common Mormon) is the source of this 2082-nucleotide messenger RNA. RefSeq names its product protein sickie-like. The coding region runs from base 1 to 2082 and encodes 693 amino acids. The transcript is spliced from 4 exons. The record is from RefSeq and is a predicted model, not a curated record. Lineage: Eukaryota; Metazoa; Arthropoda; Insecta; Lepidoptera; Papilionidae.